This is a messenger RNA of Paraglomus brasilianum, 942 nucleotides long. The record is from the annotation of a GenBank genome assembly. Lineage: Eukaryota; Fungi; Glomeromycota; Glomeromycetes; Paraglomerales; Paraglomeraceae.
AUGACAACCAUUAACACUCCAUUUUCAACUACUAAGCCUCCUUUCCCAACACCUCUGCUUUAUUCUACAGAUACUCUUACUUCACACGAACGCAAUCUCUUACUUAAUCCACCCUAUAUGCUCAACAUUUCCCCUGAUUCUCUUAUUAAUCCAAAACGCAAAAACCAAAAUUCAAAUCCUCCCAGACCGUCCAAUUGUUGGAUUAUUUUUCGCCAAAAUUUUGCAAUUGGAUUACGAUCUCAAUACCCUGAAAAUUCUUACAGUAUUCAAAAUGUUUCUAAAAUGGCUUCUGAAGAUUGGAAAAGUCAGCCAAUUUUAGUCAAACAGUACUUCGACACUCUUGCUAAAUUGGCUCUGCAGCGUCAUAAAGAAAUUUACUCUGGCUACAUUUACAGACCAAGAAGAGCGAGACAAAGCAGAAGAAAGAAUUGGUCCUUUAAAAUGAUGAACAAAGAUAAAUUUAUAGAACGUAUGACUAGUGAAAACAAUGCCGAUAAGAAAAAGAAAGAAGAAAGAAGGGCUGGUGAUAACUCUGCGCAACUAAACGCUAAUGAACGACUCCAAACUUUGGACGAAUCCGCUUGCUUUAUCGAAUAUGGGCCAGUCGACUACGGUCAUUCGCUUGGGCUGAACGUUAACGCAUCGAAUGAAUAUAUAUCAGUUGGAUACAGUCAAAGAGACGAGCAAGAUUCAUCAACUGAGUAUUGUGGACUAGUUCCAUAUAUUGAUGAGCACGACUCACUGGAUGGGAUUAGUGAAAGCUUGUACUUUGAUGAGUAUGGCACCGAUGUCACGAUCAACAGUGGUGACGUAACUGAGAUUAAUGAUACAUUUCGUUCGCUGUGCGGUAAUAAUGAUACGUCAGCCGUUGAAUAUUAUUAUCAAGAAAUCGUCGCAGGCUCGCUUGAAGACCUGUCAUUUCCUCCGAGCGACAGCAACUAG